This is a messenger RNA of Triticum aestivum (bread wheat), 2737 nucleotides long. RefSeq names its product glutamate--tRNA ligase, cytoplasmic. Gene Ontology annotation, molecular function: glutamate-tRNA ligase activity; ATP binding. The coding region runs from base 366 to 2549 and encodes 727 amino acids. The record is from RefSeq and is a predicted model, not a curated record. Gene Ontology annotation, biological process: glutamyl-tRNA aminoacylation; translation. The transcript has 7 exons. NCBI's taxonomy places the organism in Eukaryota, Viridiplantae, Streptophyta, Magnoliopsida, Poales, Poaceae. Gene Ontology annotation, cellular component: cytosol; methionyl glutamyl tRNA synthetase complex; cytoplasm.
ACACGGACACCGCCGGCCCCUCUACUCCUCUCUCCCGCCGCCGCGCCGCCCCGUCGAGCCCCAACGCCGCCUCCUCCCUGCCCGCUCAACCCCUGGCAGGCCCUCUCCCUCCCAUACGGCCGGCCCUCUCGUCACUCCCUCCCCUUCCCUCCCCUCCGCGAGUCUGUGACUCUGUGUCCGGUCAGGCCUCCCCCUGCCGCCAAGGCCAGGGGCCAGUCCGCCUCUGCCCUCCGGCCUCCGCGGCUCCCCUGCUCGGCUCGCCCUGCAGGGCUGCAGGCGCCCUCCACGGCACGUCUCCACCUCCGGCAGUCCAGCCUCCGUGGCUCUGUCGAAGAUUCCUGCUCUGUUUUAUUGUAAGCGACUUGAUGGAGGCAAUGGCCGCGAAACUAGUAUUCCCCCAGGACAACCCACCACUUUCCAUCAUUUCUGCUGCUAAGAUUGCAGGUGUUCCCAUAACCACUGAUCCCUGCCUCCCAUCAGGUUCAGUGCCCACACUACACUUUGGUUCUGGGGACUUUAUACAUGGCGUCAACACAGUUCUUCGUUAUAUUGCCCGUACUACAUCUGUUUCCAGCUUCUAUGGCGAGGACGCUAUUCAGGCAGCACGUGUUGAUGAAUGGCUCGAGUACGCACCACUCAUUCUUUCAGGCUCUGAAUUCGAUGCUGCUUGCUCAUUUCUUGAUGGAUACUUGGCAUCUCGAACAUUUUUGGUUGGUCAUGGUCUGACAGUUGCUGAUAUUGUAGUGUGGGCAAACCUCAGAGGAGCUGGUCAACGAUGGGAAAGUUUAAGGAGGUCAAGUAAGUACCAAAACCUUGUCCGUUGGUUCAACAACGUGGCUGUAGACUAUGCACUAGAAGAAGUUACAUCUGCUUAUGUUGGAAAGCAAGCAAUUGGCAAAUCUCCCGCACCAUGCCUGAACCAAAAGAUGCAUGGCUUGGAAAAUAUCUCAGUUCAUGAGAUAGAUCUCCCAGGUGCAAAAGUUGGGGAGGUUUGCGUACGUUUUGCCCCAGAGCCUAGCGGGUAUCUCCACAUUGGGCAUGCUAAGGCUGCACUGUUGAACCAGUAUUUUGCAGAUAGAUAUAAAGGACGUCUUUUAGUUCGAUUUGAUGACACAAAUCCUUCAAAAGAAAGCAGUGAAUUUGUUGAGAACGUCCUGAAGGAUAUUGAGACGCUUGGGGUUCAAUACGAUGCAGUUACAUACACAUCGGUUUAUUUCCCAAAGCUAAUGGAGAUGGCUGAAUGUUUGAUUAAGCAGGGAAAGGCAUAUGUUGAUGAUACACCCAAGGAUAACAUGAAUACUGAAAGGAGGGACGGUGUGGAAUCUAAAUGUAGAAACAGCACUGUUGAGGAGAACUUGUUGUUGUGGAGUGAGAUGGUUAAUGGUACCAAGAGGGGUACUCAGUGCUGUGUGCGUGGUAAACUUGACAUGCAGGACCCCAACAAAUCACUUCGAGAUCCUGUUUACUACCGUUGCAACCCUGAUCCCCAUCAUCGUGUUGGCUCAAAAUACAAGGUCUAUCCAACAUAUGACUUUGCAUGCCCAUUUGUUGACGCAUUGCAAGGAGUGACUCAUGCUCUUCGUUCAAGUGAGUAUCAUGAUCGGAACGCACAGUACUACCGUAUCCUUCAGGACAUGGGGCUGCGGAGGGUUGAACUCUAUGAGUUCAGCAGACUGAAUAUGGUUUAUACCGUUCUUAGCAAGCGCACGCUUCGCUGGUUUGUACAAAACAAGAAGGUGGAGGACUGGACUGACGCACGCUUUCCCACUGUACAAGGCAUAUUACGUCGUGGCUUGAAGAUUGAAGCCUUGAUCCAGUUUAUACUCGAGCAGGGUGCUUCAAAGAAUCUGAAUCUCAUGGAAUGGGAUAAACUCUGGACAAUCAACAAGAAGAUAAUUGAUCCAGUCUGUGGAAGGCAUACUGCUGUGCUGAAGGACAAAAGUGUGCCCUUGAUACUCACUAAUGGCCCAGAGGUACCAUUCAUUAGAAUUUUACCUAGGCACAAGAAAUGCAAGGGUGCUGGAAAUAAGGCUAUAACGUUCGCAAACAGAAUUUGGCUAGAGUAUGCUGAUGCAUCAGCCAUUAGCGUGGGUGAGGAGGUCACUUUGAUGGACUGGGGAAGUGUUAUCAUUAAAGAAAUCAAGACAGAUGAUGGAACAAUUACUCAACUAGUUGGUGAGCUCCAUCCUGACGGGUCAGUGAAGAUGACAAAGCUGAAGCUAACAUGGCUAUCAGAUACUGAAGACCUUGUGUCUCUCUCUUUGGUGGAUUUUGACUACCUAAUCAUCAAUAAAAAGCUUCAACUGGGAGAAGAUGAUAAACCCGGAGGUGAGAAGUUUCUUGAAAAUCUUAACCCAUGCACCCGACGAGAAGCUUUAGCUCUUGGAGACCCAAACAUGCGGAACAUCAAGCGAGGAGAAGUUAUACAGCUCGAAAGGAAAGGCUAUUACAGGUGUGAUGUUCCAUUUGUCGGGUCAUCGAAACCAAUCAUGCUUUUUGCCAUUCCCGAUGGCCGACUGAAGUCCACGUCGAUUGUCUCUGGAGCCUAGCUUCAACACGUUAUGUUGGGUUAAUACUUGUACUUUUUUGGACAAAAAUCUUGCAACCAUAUUGGUAUCCUCAGACUGAAACAUGGAACUUCAGAUUUUGGUUCUUCAGUGUCGCUAGGUAGUUCCUUUUGCAUGUUUGAGGACCUUGCGCAACAAAUAUCAAGAUGAUAAUUGAUUGAUCUUCUGCA